Molecule: messenger RNA, 531 nt
Organism: Rhinocladiella mackenziei CBS 650.93
Lineage: Eukaryota; Fungi; Ascomycota; Eurotiomycetes; Chaetothyriales; Herpotrichiellaceae
Exons: 2
Coding region: 1-531 (176 amino acids)
Source: RefSeq, a predicted model, not a curated record
AUGGAGAACGCAUGGGAAACACACAAGGACAUUAUGCGACGGCUCUUUUUGACGGAGAAAAUGUCGCUGAGAGACGUCAUGGACUACAUGAAGAACACAUACAACUUCCAGGCAAGCAAAGCACAAUACGAGCGCCAAUUCAAGAAAUGGAAGCUCCGCGAACACCUGAAAAGCUCUGACUGGAGGGCUAUACGUCGCCGUAUCGAGAACCGAAGACGAAGGGGCAAGAAGAGUGACUUGUACGUUGACAGUAUUUUGAUCAAAGGGGACAAAAUUCGCAAGGAGACUUCACGACAUGACUGGCCCACGGUGCAAGAACGUUACGGCCAAGGUACUCUUCACAACCCUCUUGUACAUGACUUGAGAUACUCACCUUCGCAGCACCGAGCCCAAAGACACCGGAAGAGGUUUACAUCUGCACGCCUCCAGCCCUGUCAACGGACAAUUAUCUGUUGGAAAAUCUUCCGUGGUUCCAGUUCCAAAGCCAUAUUGAUCCUGAAGGUGCUUAUGCCACGGAUUCUAGCUGCUUAA